AUGGCGCCCCUCCCACAAGCGCUUCAAACCCUGCAAGACGCCCUCGGCAACCUCUGCCACAACGUCAAAGUCGCAUGCCAGUCCACCACCACCCCCAAUAACCCCGCCAACACCAACACACACAACAACAGCACACCCCCUCCCCGCCCCACCACGCCCUACAACCCCACCCCCAGCGCCCCAAUCCGCAUCCCCGGCACGGUGACGCUGCCACCCGAGCCCGCAAUCCUACAAACCACAUGUCCACACGGCUGCGACCUCCCGGAGCAAGGCGAGCCCGAGGGCUCCUUGCGGGAACAUUUCCCCUGCGGGUGGCUGGGUGCCCGCCCGUAUGCUUUUGCGUGGGCGGAUCCGGAUGAGGUUAAUGAAUGCGGGGUUGAGAGUGAUAGUGAGGAUGAGGGUGAGGAAGAUGGGUGGGAGGAUGAGGAUGAGGAUGAGGGGUGGGAUGGGACGUUUGUGAGGGUGCCGGUGCCCGGCGUAAAGGGUGCUGGGGGUCCUGCUGCGCAGACGCAGAGCGGGACGCAGACACAGACGCAGACACACCAGCACGACGCCGGCGCAACGGCCUUGAAGCCCGCGUCCCCUGCUGCUGUCGAGAGGCAUGACUCCCUCUUUGACAUCGCGGGGCCCACAAGCACAAUUACAACCACACCAGUCGCGAGCGCGUCGACAUCGCCGACUUUUGCUUCCUCUCCCACGACCACUCAGGACACCAACGUCCACGCAAACGGCGCGCGCCCUGACCUCGACUUCGCUGAUGCCAACACCGACACUGACACCAACGCGCAGCACCCCGACCAAGAAACAGGCGGCAUGGACGAGUGCCCGCUGCACCUCACGAGCGCGGAAUGGGCGACCGAGUGGGACGGGCUCAUGGCCGAGGUUGGCGAUCUACAGACACAGAUCGAGCAAGACGCGGUCGCCGAGAAAGAGGAAGCUAGAGCAAAGGCCAAGGCACAGAGGAAGCAGUACACGCAGGCCAUGUACGCGCAGCAGUACGCGCAGCAGCUGCAGUGGGUGCGGCGGAAGCAGUAUUCACGGAAGAUGUACGCGCAGCACCGUGAGCGGCUGCAGGAGCGGCUCCGACAGGGCAAGCUUGACGAACAUCUCGAAGAAAAAGAAGGAGACGACGACGAUGCUAUCUCCUCGCCGUCUGUCCAGUCUGGGUCCAAGUCGAGGGGGCUUGGAGGCACUGCGCAAGACGCACAGGGCGCGCACGACGACGACGAAGCGCACUGGGCAGAGCUGAUGGGCGUAGUCGAAGAGUUCAAGGCUCAGAUCGAAGCAGACGCUGCCGUGGAGAAAGAAGCUGCGGGAGCGACGGCGGCGUGGCAGCAGCAGCAGCAGCAGCAGCAGCAACAACAGCAACACCAGCACCAACACGAAAAGCCGGGAGACGCGCACAACGACGGCAAAGCCCAGUGGGCCGAGCUGAUGGGUGUGGUGGACGAGUUUAAGGCUCAGAUCGAGGCAGAUGCUGCUGCUGACCAACAACACCAACACAACACCGCCGUCCACGCAGAAUGGGCCGCACUGCAAAUAUCGCAAGCGCGGACGCCCAAGCGCGGGGGCUGCGAGGCGCUUGUCCUGACGCCGGCACCCGCACCUACACCAGUGCAAGCGCCUGUGCCUGGAACAGCUCAAGUGCACACACACGACGCCGACGCAGAGCACUGGGCAGGCUUGAUGGAGGUGGUCAGGGAGGUCAUGGCCGUGUGCUAG
Aplosporella prunicola CBS 121167 is the source of this 1722-nucleotide messenger RNA. RefSeq lists its product as uncharacterized. The transcript has a single exon. The record is from RefSeq and is a predicted model, not a curated record. Bases 1 to 1722 code for a protein of 573 amino acids. NCBI's taxonomy places the organism in Eukaryota, Fungi, Ascomycota, Dothideomycetes, Botryosphaeriales, Aplosporellaceae.